Ornithodoros turicata is the source of this 717-nucleotide messenger RNA. RefSeq lists its product as uncharacterized. The transcript is spliced from 3 exons. The record is from RefSeq and is a predicted model, not a curated record. Bases 1 to 717 code for a protein of 238 amino acids. NCBI's taxonomy places the organism in Eukaryota, Metazoa, Arthropoda, Arachnida, Ixodida, Argasidae.
AUGCGACUGAGACUUGGGCUACAAGUUACAGACCUAGCCUACAGGUUCAACAUCUCCAUUGGUACUGCAAGCCGCAUCUUCAAACUGUGGCUGGGACCAGUGGCAUCUGUGUGCCGCACGCUCAUUGUGUUUCCCAAACCGGACGUUGCUAGAAGCUGGCUGACAGACAGGGAGAGUUCCCAUUUCCCAAAUUUGAAGGGAAUAAUUGACUGCAGUGAGGUACCCGUUUCCAGGCCUUACAACCUGUCGACGCAGCAACAAGUGUGGAGUAACUACAAACAAGACUCAACACUCAAGUUUUUGGUUUGUGUAAAUCCACACGGGUGUAUUACCUUCAUCUCCAAAGCAUUUGGUGGAAGGAUAUCUGAUAAAGAAAUCACAAUAGAAAGUGGCUUUCUGGAAUUGCUCCUGCCAGGGGACCAAAUUUUGGCUGACAGGGGGUUCCUGUUGCACGAAGAAUUCUUCCUUCGCAACGUGCAACUCAUCACGCCUGCAUUCACAAAAGGAAGGACGCAGCUUCUACCAAGUGAGGUGGAAAGCUCCAGAAGGAUUUCGUCCUCACGCAUCAUUGUAGAAAGGGCCAUCGGACAUCUUAAGAAGUGGAAGGUGCUCUCAAACACUGUUCCAUAUACGAUGGUGCAACACUUCGACGACAUCCUUACCAUAAUCGCAGGACUGACGAACACUGCUCCUUCUCUUUUAAGUGAAUGUGAGUAG